CGUCGAGCAGUUAACCCAUUUCGUGUCGUGGCAUAGCAGCGCGAACACGUGUUGUUUCGGAAUGGCGAAGAAGAAACUGAAGCAGAAGGAAGACGAGGUGGAGGAGGUUACGUCGGACGAACCUGCCGCUAAGAAGGUGAAAUGGAUCAACAGACAACGGGUGCUGGUGUUUGCGACUCGAGGUAUCAACCACAGGCAUCGACAUCUCAUGGAGGACCUGAGGAAACUGAUGCCGCAUCACCGUGCGGAGUGCAAGAUGGAACGCAGCAGGAACCUGCAAGUGGUGAACGAGAUGUGCGAGAUGAAACACUGCAACAAGGCUGUCCUGUUCGAAGGCCGGAUGAAGCGAGAUCUUUACGUGUGGCUCGCCAAUGUGCCCACUGGCCCGAGCGCAAAGUUUCUCGUAGAGAAUAUUCAUACAAUGGGAGAGCUGAAGAUGACAGGAAACUGCUUGAGGGGCUCUCGGCCGUUACUGUCGUUUGAUGAAAAUUUUACUACUCACGCGCACUACAUUCUUCUGAAGGAAUUGCUGACGCAGAUCUUUGGUGUGCCAAAUCAUCAUCCUAAAAGCCAGCCGUUCAUCGAUCAUGUAUACACGUUUACUAUUCUGGACAACAGGAUAUGGUUUCGAAAUUUCCAAAUCUUAACGGAGGACGGCGCAUUGACCGAAAUUGGCCCGAGGUUCGUCUUGAAUCCGGUCAAGAUAUUCGGUGGGAGUUUCGGCAGUGACACCUUGUGGGAUAAUCCCCAUUAUAUUUCCCCUGCUAAGUUUCGGCAAUCCUUGAAGAAGAAGGCUGCCAACAAUUAUACAAACAGAGUGGAGCAGAAAAUGGUACGACAGGCAACUAAACCAGAAUUCUCUUAUGCAUUUAAUCCCACAGAUGAGAUAUUUAAGGGUGAUGCAUUGGAGAAAGCAAUAGAAAUGGAAGAAAAAUUUAAGACUGAUAAAAGUGAAAACGUAAAAGAACCUGUGAAAAUCAAAGGGAAAAAUAAGGUGAGACAGAUAAAAAAGAAGCCUGCUGUAGCUAAAAAAGAGAAUUAUUUAACAUCUAUAUUUAAGACAAGUAAAAUUAAUAUGAUUUUAAACAAUAAAUAAAAUCUCACUUUUAAGUGAUUUUAUGUUAGAUCUAUUUAUGAAAUAAAUGUGUUUAAUACUAAUAUUUGCGAAACAAGGAUAUCCG
Molecule: messenger RNA, 1181 nt
Organism: Vollenhovia emeryi
Lineage: Eukaryota; Metazoa; Arthropoda; Insecta; Hymenoptera; Formicidae
Product: ribosome biogenesis protein BRX1 homolog
Exons: 6
Coding region: 62-1096 (344 amino acids)
Biological process (GO): ribosomal large subunit assembly; rRNA processing
Cellular component (GO): nucleolus
Molecular function (GO): rRNA binding
Source: RefSeq, a predicted model, not a curated record